Messenger RNA from Arabis nemorensis, 855 nucleotides. The record is from the annotation of a GenBank genome assembly. NCBI's taxonomy places the organism in Eukaryota, Viridiplantae, Streptophyta, Magnoliopsida, Brassicales, Brassicaceae.
AUGGACCCUCCACUAGUGAACGACUCUUCUUUCUCCGCUGCAAAUCCUUCCUCUUACACUCUCUCCGAGAUUUGGCCUUUCCCUGUAAACGACGCCGUUCGCUCUGGUCUCCGUUUAGCCGUUAAUUCCGGUCGAGUCUUCACUCGGUCCGAGUUAGUUGAACAUUCCGGCAAUAAAGACGUCGUCUCUACGGCGGAGGAAUCUACCGUCACCGACCUAACUGCAGGCUGGGGAAGAAGAAAGACUCGAGAUUUGAACUCUGAAGACGAAUCUUCAAAGAUGGUUUCUUCGAGCAGCAGUGGUAAUGAAUUGAAAGAAUCGGGAGAUAAGAAAAGGAAGAUUUGUGGAUCUGAAAGUGGAAAUGGGGAUGGUUCGAUGAGACCUGAAGGCGAAACAAGUUCUGGUGGUGGAAGCAAAGCAACUGAACAGAAGAACAAACCUGAGCCACCUAAGGAUUAUAUUCAUGUGAGAGCAAGAAGAGGACAAGCUACUGACCGGCAUAGUCUAGCAGAGCGAGCUAGACGAGAAAAGAUCAGUGAGAAGAUGACGGCUCUUCAAGAUAUAAUACCGGGAUGUAAUAAGAUAAUCGGAAAAGCCCUUGUGCUCGAUGAGAUUAUCAAUUAUAUUCAGUCGUUGCAGCGGCAAGUUGAGUUUCUGUCAAUGAAGCUCGAAGUUGUUAACUCGGGUGUGACAACUGGUCCUACAAUAGGAGGUUUUCCUUCCGGAGAUCUGGGGAAUUUACCGAUUGACGUUCAUCGAACUAUAUAUGAGCAACAAGAAGCUAACGAAACCCGAGUGUCUCAACCGGAAUGGCUCCAUAUGCAAGUUGAUGGGAACUUUAACCGAACCACAUAA